This is a messenger RNA of Eurytemora carolleeae, 689 nucleotides long. RefSeq names its product ras-specific guanine nucleotide-releasing factor 1. Gene Ontology annotation, cellular component: trans-Golgi network; recycling endosome; early endosome. The annotation marks the transcript as partial. Lineage: Eukaryota; Metazoa; Arthropoda; Copepoda; Calanoida; Temoridae. The record is from RefSeq and is a predicted model, not a curated record. The transcript is spliced from 9 exons. Gene Ontology annotation, biological process: endosome organization; retrograde transport, endosome to Golgi; receptor recycling.
GAAAAAACCAAAAUUUAUCCUGAACCUGCAGAGAUAAAAGUCUCCAGGUCAUAAGCUUGUAAACACUGCAGAUCAAUAUGAAUAUUGCAGGCCGGGGUGCCAACAGAAUGUUGAGUCCUAAGAUGCAGAGGAUACAAAGAUCUGUCCGGAUUAACGAAGGUCAGCUCCUGGGUCUAGCUGAGAAAGCGAGGUACUCACAACCACUUUAUGACUGUGUACUGGCUGGGCAUUUGUACAAGAGAUGUUCCGACUCUAAUAAAUGGCUGCUUCGAUGGUUCAGGUUGUACCAGAAUUUACUCUUCUACUACGAUAGUGAGCAGUGUUCUAAACCCACCGGAGUAAUCUUUUUGGAGGGCUGCUACUGUGAGCGUUUGAUAACUCCUGGAAACCAGCAUUCAAACGGACUUAAGAGUGGCAAGGAAGACGAAAAAAUGUACUGCUUUGGGAUUAUGUACCGGCGAGAGAAUCAGCGCCAGUACGAGCUUAGAGCGGAUACUGUAUCUGAAUGCAAAGCUUGGAUUGAUGCUAUUAAAAUGGCGAGUUUUAACAAGCUGCUGUUGCAAAAAGAGGAAUUAGAACAGAAACAUCUUCAUCUUCUACAGGUUGUAGAGAGCGAGAAAACAGCAAAGUGGCAGUAUACAAGACAUUGUGAAGAACUUACAGUUGAAAUUAAAAAGUUGAGAGAGGAG